AUGCUUCAGGAUAAGGCAGAAUUAGUAUUAGACGGUUCUGUUGAUUUGAAGGGAAGACCUGCUGUACGAAAAAACACAGGAGGGUGGAGAGCUUGCUAUGUAAUCAUUGGGUAUGAAAUUUGUGAUAGAAUGGCUUUUGCUGGGAUUUGGGCAAAUUUAGUGGUGUAUCUGACUACCAAGCUGCAUGAGGGCACAGUCACUUCCUCCAGAAAUGCCACCAAUUGGACCGGCACUACAUGGCUUACACCUUUACUUGGGGCAUACAUUGCUGAUACAUAUUUGGGUCGUUUUUGGACAUUUGUAAUUUUUUCAUGCAUUUAUAUCCUGGGAAUGGGUAUUAUAACGUUAGCAGUUUCGAUGAAGUCUCUGAUACCGCCAACCUGCCCAUCAAAUGAAAGCUGUGAAAAGGCUUCUUCUCUGCAACUUGAGCUUUUUUAUUUUGCUUUAUAUGUUCUUGCUCUAGGCUCUGGAGGAACAAGACCAAAUAUCUCCACUAUUGGAGCAGAUCAGUUCGACGAUUUGCAUCCCAAGGAAAAAUUGCAGAAGUAUGCUUUUUUCAAUUGGUGGAUUUUUAUAGUUUUUAUUGGUAGUCUUUUUGGUCAGACAGUAAUAGUGUAUAUUCAGGACCAGAUCAGUUGGGGACUGGGAUUGUUAGACAAGGCUGCAGUUAAAAAUGGGGUAAGAUCAAAUCCAUGCACUGUGACAGAUGUAGAAGAAACAAAGCUGGUACUAAAAAUCCUUCCAAUUUGGCUGACAGUCGUCUUACCAAGUACGCUGUUUUCUCAAGCUGGUACACUCUUUCUGAAGCAGGCUAUGACUCUUGAUAGAAGUAUGGGCUCUAACUUCAAAAUCCCUGCAGCAAGUAUAGGUGUUUUUGUUCCCAUAGCAAUGCUACUAUCCCUAGCAACCUAUGAUCGUUUCUUAGUCCCUAUCUGCAGAAGAUUCACAGGAAAUCCCCGAGGCAUAACUAUACUUCAGAGGAUGGGAAUCGGCAUGAUAAUCUAUACCAUUGCAAUGAUGGCAGCCAUGAUAACAGAAAUUUAUAGGUUAAAGAUCAUUAAGAACCAUGGCCUUACUGAUAAUAGUAAGGCAAUUGUGCCUAGAAGCAUCUUCAUUCUACUUCCACAAUUUAUAAUAACAGGGGUCGCAGAAGCCUUUAUAGAAGUGGAGAAAUUGGAGUUCUUUUAUGGUCAAGCUCCUGAGAGUAUGCGAAGCUUGGGCACUGCUUUAUAUGUGACUGCCAUAGGAAUUGGGGCCUUCCUCAACAGUGUUCUCCUCACAAUUGUAAGCGACAUUACAGGGCGACAUGGCCAUAAAAGCUGGAUUUUAAAUAACCUGAAUGCAUCACGGCUAGAUUACUAUUACGUCUUCUUGGGUCUUCUUAAUUUUGUGAACUACUUGGUCUCCCUGAUUAUCUCUUCCAUGUAUACAUAUAAAAGAGAAACGAGUGAAGCUCUGGCCAGAAUAUCAUUCAAAAAGAAUGGAGAUGCCACUGAAAUUGGCGUUUAG
Cryptomeria japonica (Japanese cedar) is the source of this 1509-nucleotide messenger RNA. RefSeq names its product protein NRT1/ PTR FAMILY 5.2-like. Gene Ontology annotation, biological process: transmembrane transport. Gene Ontology annotation, cellular component: membrane. Lineage: Eukaryota; Viridiplantae; Streptophyta; Pinopsida; Cupressales; Cupressaceae. Bases 1 to 1509 code for a protein of 502 amino acids. The record is from RefSeq and is a predicted model, not a curated record. Gene Ontology annotation, molecular function: transmembrane transporter activity. The transcript is spliced from 4 exons.